AUGGCUACUGACGCUCUUUGUAACGUCGACGACGAAGCUGGCAAGACACGUCCCGUCUCUCCCCCGAGAAUAGGUCUCAGCUUUCUGAGGUCUGUUGCGGUUCCCGUUACCGAGUCUGUCCAGACGCGGGCAGAUCCGCCCUCCCUACCCACUACUGGUUCCAAUGCUACGACCCCAGAACCUGCCGCUGCCGGCCCAUCCCAAGAACCCACGGAGCCUGGGCGGGAGUCGAGUGGCACAAAGCGCAAGCAACGCGCCAGUCUCGUGCCGCAGAAAUGGCGUCAGCGGAAGCUCAGCUUUACACGUGAGCCCUGUCUAGUCGACGAGGUGGCUGACAACGAGGGAGAUAACGAAGAGGAGGAAGAUCUCACGAGCUCUGAAAAAGAUCCUGAGGUCGCGUUUACCAAGGCACACCGCCGCUACACAAACUCCUGGCAAGGAUUAUUCCCGUGGCUUGUGUUGUCUCGCGCUGACGAUGGGUUUCCUAUUUUAAAAUGCAGCACUUGCAUGGAGUUUGGCGCCGAGAAUGCAAAUACGGCAUACGGCAAGGGCGGUGCUGGUGGACGCGACAUGCAGAAGCAGAGCAUUCGUACGCAUCAACGGUCUACCGCACAUCUUGACGCGCAUGGGGCUAAGAAGGCGACGGAGAGCCGGAAGUUGCGCCAAGCGAUGCUGGACGAGUACGAGGGACUGGACAAGAAGACACUUCACCUUAUCGCGGCGUUAAAGACGGCGGUGUUCACGUGCCAAUCCGAGGCACCAAUCUCUUCCUACAUCGGUUUCAUCAAGUUCAUGCUGGAGAUGGGUUGCCCGAACCUUCCGGUUGAUCAGCGUGGAAGCUACUACUCAAAGUGA
Closterium sp. Yama58-4 is the source of this 855-nucleotide messenger RNA. Lineage: Eukaryota; Viridiplantae; Streptophyta; Zygnematophyceae; Desmidiales; Closteriaceae. The record is from the annotation of a GenBank genome assembly.